CAAAAACAGAUUUUCAAGGAUAUUAAGACUCUUCCGGAUAAAACACCAUGCCAGCGAAAAUCAGGAAGAAAUAACUACAGAACAUCAGCGUCAAACUCUCAAACGCAUCGUUAUCCUAAUGGUUGUAAAGUUAAGUCCGAUUCUAAGAGGACGUCUGGCUUAACAACUUUGCGGCCACCGAAAAACUAUUCUGAAUCUCAUAAAGUUCAAAACACAGAAGAAAGUAAUCCCGAUGUAGGUGGUGUCCAUCCUCUUAAAAAUGUUGACUUAGAUUCAACCCGAAGUAGUUGUGCCGAUGAAGAAUAGGAUAACACAAUCCAAACCGCUGUUAGUGCAACACCCAGUUACAGCAACUGUGCAACGGAUAACAGGAAAACUAGUCAUAACAUUCAUAUAACUGACCACGCACUUAACGUUGAUAUAUUCGAACCUCGCAAACCAUCGCAAGUAUGUUUAACACAGUACACAAUCCUCUCCAACUUAUGAAGAAGCCGAAAUCAACCACAAACCUUGGAAAUAAACGUCUUAAACACGUUACCCAUACGUCAGGUAUAAAUAGUUAUCCGAAUUGUAAUUGGCCACUUGGUCACAACCAUAGACCUGAUAGCCUUCUUGGUCCGGCUCCCAAUAUGUACAGUACGCCCUUAUCAGAUGCUAUAUCCAAUAGCAAUGAGAAAACCUUUUUUUGUAAUUCCGCCGGCUUUCCUUCCGGCAACGGUAAACAUAUUUAACAUGAUGACAAAGUGGUUGAAUCUAUUUCCCCUCGCAACACGACUCUUAACUUAGCUAAUCCUAUGAGUAUUCAUGAAACUGCCAAUUGCGAUUUAUACUCUAACCUGCUUCACUACGAUGACUCUGAGUUUCUUAUUCUUUCGUUCAAUGCCCGCUCUCUGUCUAAUAAAAUUAUUCAUCUUAAAACUCUUUUAUUCCUUGUAAAUCCAACCAUUGUACUUAUUACGGAAACGUGGUGUAAUUCAUUUAUAUCCGAUCAUUCCUUGAAUGUAGAUAACUACGUUUUCUUUAGAACCGAUAUAUGUUAUGGAAUAGGAGGCGGUACAAUUAUCUAUGUCCGUUCAGACAUUCAAGCGUGCAAAUUUGAGGAUAAAUCCCUUGAUGCUAUAGACGACUCCACUUGGGUUACUGUAAACUGUGGAUCCCAAAAUUAUUUACUGGUGGGAUGCAUAUAUAGACCACCUCAUGCGGAUACUAAGUUUGACAGAUUACUAACAAACAUAUUUUCCAUUGCUUCGCACCAACCGCAUACUUUUAAAAUCAUCGGAGGUGAUUUUAAUCUGCCAAAAAUUACAUGGGGCUUGACUACGGUACCAGGUCGAUAUAACAAACUAGUUGAAACAUUAGAAACUUGUGGAUGGGUUCAACGGGUCCGAAAACCAACCAGGGGGAAUAAUACACUUGAUUUAAUGUUCACAAUCAACAUAGACUCUAUUUCAGUGCAUACCAGUCAGGAGUUUUUAUGAGUGACCAUAGAAUUGUAUUGAGUAUUAUUCACUUAUUAAACGCCAUACAAUUGAACUCUAAAGCUUCAAUGACGUACAAGAGCAGACAUUUUGAUAAACAAACAUGGAAACGGACUGAAACUCUCAUUCAAUGUUUACCAUGGGAAACUUAUUUUACCACAAAUAAUGUUGACAUUGCGCUUUCCAAUCUAUACCACAACCUGAUAUAUUGUCUCGACUGCACUGCUCCAGUUAUUGGCCGUGUGGCUUAUAAUGCUAAUAGGGGCCAAAAUACUUUUAAAAGAAAGCUGAGGAAAUUAAAAUACCGCUACUAUGAGCAGAAUGAUGUGUAUGCACUUCAGAGUAUACUUAAAUUAAUCGACAGAAAUGCUUCAUCUAAACGUAAGUAUUUCAUGAAUAUAGAAAAUAAGGCUUUACGUAGUAAACGCCCAGAAUUAUCAAUACUUCGACUUUUUAAAUCCCGUGUAAAGUCAAAUUCCCUUGGCACGACAAAAUUCUUCAUAGUUAACGGAAGCAUUGUUAACGACCCGAAUACUAUAUGCGAACAAUUCAGCAAGCACUUCUCGCAGUGCUACAAAACUGGGACUGAAAACUCCAUCAUUACAUUUCCAAUGCUGACAUCCAGACAUCUGUCGAAAAUUGAUUUUACACACUCCAACAUCAAGCAGGCCAUAGCUGCCCUGAAAAAGUCUUAUGAUGGUGGACCUGACGGGAUACCUUCAUCAUUUGUGAAAUAUGGAAGUAGAGAAUUUCCACUAUUUUGUUUGAAACUUUUCAAUCUAUCUAUGGAAUAUGGGACCUAUCCAUCUGUAUGGAAAACAUCCCUUAUCACCCCUAGAUUCAAAACAGGACCACGUAGUGAUAUUAUUAACUAUAGGCCAAUUAAUUUGACAUCCGUGCUCUCAAGAACCAUGGAAAAAAUCAUCUACAAACAGCUACUAUCAUUUUUACUUUCGGCUAGUCUGAUCAGCCCAUCCCAACACGGGUUUAUGACUAAACGCUCAUGUUUCACAUCGCACCUGGAGUUUUUUGAUCAAAUUACCCAGAAAAGAGAUGUUGGUCAGUCAGUGAUAAUUCUUUACUUUGAUUGUAGUAAGGCUUUCGACAGUGUCUCACACAAACUUCUUCUUUUAAAACUCUCUUCAUUUGGCAUACAGAAUCCCCUUUUAUCUUGGCUCAAAUCUUUUUUAGAACAACGUAGCCAAAUCGUUCGCUUUGGAUCUUGCUACUCUAAACCUGUGAAUGUAACCAGUGGGGUUAUACAAGGAAGUGUGGUUGGUCCAUUACUCUUUCUCCUUUUUAUCAAUGAUGUGUGUUCCCUCUUUCAGUAUGGUAAGCCUUUCCUUUUUGCUGACGACCUGAAAGUAGUUCAUUCAUUCUCUUCUCCUACGAAAGAAAGCUAUAUUUCAGCGGUAAUCCAAGAGGAAAUAAACAAGUUGUACGAAUGGACUAUUUCGUGGAAUAUGCCACUUAAUGUUGACAAAAGUGGAUUUAUUCACAUUGGUCGCUGUCUUAACUUAAAUCUGACUGUACACACACAUACACUCAAACCUCUCAACACUGUUCGUGACCUGGGUUUAAGAUAUAGCAAUAGUCUGAACUUUUCUGAACACAUUAUAUCUCAAGUAUCCAAAGCUAGAAAGCUCAUCGGAUUGAUAAUGAUAAACUUCAAUAAUAUCGAAUCGAGAUUGUUACUAUACAGAAAAUGUAUCUUACCCAUUCUUGAAUAUGGUAUUUUAGUUUACAGUAAUUGUAGACAUAAUGACCUGAUUAGAAUUGAAGGUGUUCAAAGAAAGUUCACCAAAGCUGUUCUGGGGUAUUCCGAUAACAAAGACUAUUACCAAAGAUGUCAACAACUCAACUUAGAACCUCUUUGGAUCAGACGUAUCAAAUUAAAUCUUGUCUUUAUCUACCGGCUUACUAACGGUAUUUCCUACCCUUCAUACCUUAUGAUAUCAUCCCACAAUCUACGCAAUAAGGAGAAUAUUCUAGCGAUUCCAAGAACCCACACAAACUUACGUCAGAAUUUUUUCCUUAUUCGCUACUCAACAAUGUGGAACAGACUGCCAGUGAACCUCCGUUGCAGUGAAACUACAACCCAGUUCAAAAGUCUCCUUGACGAUUUUCUUUCCGAAAGUGGAUUAUGUCACCUAUUGAAUAUCAAUGUAUUCAAUAAUGAUUUAUACAAACAAGGUCCAUCAUCCAUUUAAUUGCUUGAAAAGCAAAAUAAAACCUUUAAAUCUUUCCACAUCUAUUUUAUUUUAUUUCUAUUUAUCUUAAUAUAUGACAUCUGCUUAUGUUCGUGUUUAUCAUUAUUACCGUUAU
Messenger RNA from Schistosoma intercalatum, 3803 nucleotides. The record is from the annotation of a GenBank genome assembly. NCBI's taxonomy places the organism in Eukaryota, Metazoa, Platyhelminthes, Trematoda, Strigeidida, Schistosomatidae.